CGAUCUGUCAUCAUCGUUCGUACGAUGCGAAAAGGGAAGUUGAAAGAAGUGGCAGACUGAGGGAUACCGCGGAGUCUUAGGGGAUCCUACGUUUACAGCUGCUGACCGAGACACACACCACACACACACGUCGCAUCUGUGAACACACACACACACACACACGGCUGGGGUGUCACCGUUAUUAUUGUCCCGGAGACCACACUUCUCACGGCUCGCUAGCUUCCUCCCGCUGCCCGGUAUUUUCUGAAGUUUUCCCGCAGUAUCGCAGUAAGUGUCCCAAGAGGAAGAGAGUGGACAUUGUGCGACAUGGCAAGUAGAGGCGGAGCCACACGGCCCAACGGGCCAAACACGGGCAACAAGAUCUGUCAGUUCAAACUUGUGCUUUUAGGAGAGUCGGCGGUGGGGAAGUCGAGUCUCGUACUCCGCUUCGUCAAGGGACAGUUUCACGAAUUCCAGGAGAGCACAAUCGGAGCUGCCUUCCUGACUCAGACGGUAUGUUUGGACGACACAACAGUCAAGUUUGAAAUCUGGGACACAGCUGGUCAGGAGCGCUACCACAGUCUGGCCCCCAUGUACUACAGAGGUGCCCAGGCGGCCAUCGUGGUCUAUGACAUUACAAAUGAGGAGUCAUUUGUUCGGGCAAAGAAUUGGGUUAAAGAGCUUCAGAGACAAGCCAGUCCAAAUAUUGUAAUAGCUCUGGCCGGGAACAAGGCUGAUCUGGCCAGCAAGAGAGCGCUGGACUUCCAGGACGCACAGUCGUACGCCGACGACAACAGCUUGCUCUUCAUGGAGACGUCGGCGAAGACCUCGAUGAACGUGAACGAGAUCUUCAUGGCCAUUGCAAAGAAACUUCCCAAGAACGAGCCUCAGGCCGCCGGCACCAGCGCCGGACGCAACAGAGGAGUGGACCUGACAGAGACGGCUCAGCCCACCAGCCGCCCCUGCUGCAGUAACUAACCCAGCUCCUCCUGCUCAUCGUCCACACACACAGACACACACACACUCACACACCCCCUCCACUCUCUGCUCCCUCUGGACAUCGGGCUCCUCGGCUCUCUGACGUCAGACCUGACCCCUCCUCCUCCUCCUCCUCCUCCUCCUCAUCAUCCUCUCACUCCCUUGGUUUAGCUAAAAAAGACUCUGUAGAGCUGCAUUUCUAAUACUUUUAUUUUAUUUUUUUGUUCAUGUUCUUCUUGUUUUUGUUUGUUUGUUCAUUUGUUCUUAACUUUUUUUUUUUAAAAGAAGUGUAUAUCAGUAUAAUGGACGCAUGAAUCACUACAACGCCUAGACAAAAGAAACACACACAUACACAUAAACGUGUCGUUUUUGUUCCGUAAUAAGUUGGAAGACGAACUAACCCCCGGUGAAAGACCGCAGUGAGCGAUUGAGAAACCAUGUGAAUGUGUGAUGUUUGUUUGUUUUCCUGCAGAUGAGAAGGUGGAGCCUUAUUUUUUCACUUCACAGUGGGGGGGAGGGGGUGAAUGGAUGAAAACCUUUUUUUUUUUUGCUCACAAUCACCAAGAAAACCCAAGUUCUUCCCCCAUCCUCCAGAGGAAACAUCUGCAGCCAAGUUUUUGAAAAGAAGGUGGAUUUGCACAAAAGAUUUAGAAGAUUAUGAUAAACAUCAACCGAUCUGAUAUUUUCCUUGUCGUUUACUGUUAAAAAAAAAGAAAGAAAAAGUCUUCAUCUCUAGAGCUGUACGCACUUGAACGUCAGUCCUCGUGGUGCGGACGGAGGAACCUGAGGAACCUGAGGAACCUUCAGGCUAAAACCCAGAAAACUGGUGUGACGAGAUCCUGUAGAUGGAGCUUUUUCUGUCCAUGUCGAGACCAGGUUUUUGUAACGUCCCGCGGGACCCGAACGCGCCCUCGCUUUCGAGCCGAUCGCAGGAGCUAUGCUGGGAGGUCGCUUCAACGAACGUCAACGACGCAUGAGUCCACACGCCUCAGCCGCAUGAACGCACUCCAGCCUCAGGACGGCUUAAGGACCGCCUCCCUCGGAUGACGUCAUCUAAUCUCCACCUUUUUUCUUUUUGUCACACUAAUCCCAAAUUAAUAAUAGCUACACACCACCAACAGAUUUUAACUCUCUGAUAAUAUGUUCAUUUAGGCUCUUUGAAGACUUUAUUUUGUUCCUGCAAACAGACGUGACGUCAUAUUUUGUAUUUGAAUAAAGGGGGCGGAGUGAAGCCACAUCCGAUUUUUGUGUGGCGUACGUAGCGUUGUACACGUAUCAGACUGUGAUCAGAUCUCUGAGGACGGAUGGAACGAUACCACCGAUAUCAGUCCAGUACUGUAAGUUUAGACCCGUUAAUCACACAUUUUUGCCGAGUCAUUUCAGGCUACUUCACCAAGACCUAAUUCUCCAACCGUGUUGACAAAUAUUCUUCAACAUGACUCGGAUGAAAUGCUGUGGCUGGUUUUUAUUUGACAUUCUUUUACAGUCUGUGCAUAGUGAAGCAGACGGAGUGUGGUAUCGGCUCAUCCCUACUUAAUCCCGGGUCUGUCGAGUUCACGCUGACGUCGUUCCACGUGAAAAACAGGUCUUUUUCUCUGUUUGUUCACUCAAGAUGAUGUGAAUUUAUUUGGGUUUUUGCACAGAAAAAAAACAACUGAAAAUUGGACACAAAAAAAAUAUAGACUCUAAUGUUGUAGCGCAAAACAUAUGCGAUCGGAUCUCUGAGGACGGGACAUUAAUACCAGGGAUGAUACGAUACCACUUUUUCAUGUACCGAUAUCGAUACCAAUAUCAGUCUAAUACCUGUUAACAAUACAUUUGUGCUUCAUACAGACAUCAUUCUCCAACUGUGUUGACAGAUAUUGUUCAACAUGACUUUUAUCUUUUUCACCAGUAUUGGACCGAUACCGAGUUUGGUAUCAGUCUCCUCCCCAGCUCCGUCGAGUCCACGCUGACAAAACAUUUGGUUUUUGUUGGUUUUAAAAAGCCAGUUGUCGACCUGCGUCACCUCAGAUGUUGUGAACUUAUUUUGGUUUUGCACACACACAGAAAAUAGGACGAUUUUUCAUUGUUACAGAGUCAAAAAAAUGUGGAUCUGGGCUGCGAUGUCGUCGUCGUCUCCCUCCUCCUCCAGCACAUCUCACUCACACAAAGUCAUCCACGGAAAAUUUACACAGAGAUUCCGAACAAUUGUACAGUUCAACACACGUUAGUUUCUGCUUUGAUUUUUUAUUUUUUUGGUUUUGAUUUGGACCUUUUGUCACAAACGGGUCUAAUUUGGUGGUCUUUCUUUUCUUUUUUUGUUAAUCUGUAGUGUUAUUAACAAAAAUCCCCUCCGUGGUGUCUUGUUACUUUUUCUCCCAAAUGGUCCAUGGUCAUGUUUGAAAGGAACUUUUAUUGCAUUGCACAGUGUUGAUCAUGUUUUAAACUCGAUGACGACCGCCCGUGGAUUUUAUAUGACAGACUGUAUUGGACUUGCUAACCUUACGGCUGUACACACAGGUAGCAUCAUUAACCUGACCAUGGUGGUCUCUCCUGCAGCUCAAUGAAUUUUAAUAAUGUAAAAAAAAAAAGAAAGAAAACAGCAUUACUAGUGAUGGGCUGAUCAGUUUUGAGUGUCUGAAUACAAGUUAAUAAAUUCAAUAAAGAGGAAA
Molecule: messenger RNA, 3611 nt
Organism: Solea senegalensis (Senegalese sole)
Lineage: Eukaryota; Metazoa; Chordata; Actinopteri; Pleuronectiformes; Soleidae
Gene: rab5ab
Product: RAB5A, member RAS oncogene family, b
Exons: 6
Coding region: 307-957 (216 amino acids)
Molecular function (GO): GTPase activity; GTP binding
Source: RefSeq, a predicted model, not a curated record